This is a messenger RNA of Lycium ferocissimum, 1199 nucleotides long. Its product is annotated as pollen-specific leucine-rich repeat extensin-like protein 1. The transcript is spliced from 3 exons. The record is from RefSeq and is a predicted model, not a curated record. Lineage: Eukaryota; Viridiplantae; Streptophyta; Magnoliopsida; Solanales; Solanaceae. Bases 137 to 1000 code for a protein of 287 amino acids. Gene Ontology annotation, molecular function: metal ion binding.
CAACUUCUAUCUGAUACGUGUUCCUACUUUAUUCCUUCCAUUUAACAAUUUUUUUCUUCAUACUAUAAUUAAAACUAUUAUCUUUUCCUCCUCUCUUCUCUCCACAUAGAUUCAUUUUUCUGCAAGAGUAUCAACCAUGGGUGGUGAAAAGACUGGGAAGCCUACCAUUAUGGUGCUCAAGGUUAAUCUUCAAUGUUGCAGCUGCUACAAGAAGGUUAAAAAAAUUCUCUGUAAAUUCCCUCAAAUUAGAGACCAGGUAUAUGAUGAGAAGGCCAAUACAGUUACAAUCACUGUGGUAUGUUGCAAUCCUGAGAAACUUCGCGACAAAUUGUGUUGUAAAGGAUGUGGAGUGAUCAAGAGCAUUGAAAUCAAAGAGCCUGAAAAGCCCAAACAGCCCAAACAGCCUGAAAAGCCCAAACAACCUGAAAAGCCCAAAGAGCCCGUAAAGCCAAAGGAGCCCGAAAAGCCCAAAGAGCCUGAAAAACCAAAGCAGCCCGAAAAGCCCAAGGAGCCUGAAAAGCCCAAAGAGCCUGAAAAGCCUAAGCAGCCCGAAAAGCCCAAAGAGCCCGAAAAGCCUAAGCAGCCCGAAAAACCCAAGAGCCCGAAAUGUCAACCACCAACGCCACCACCAGGAUAUUGUUGUGGAGAAUGUUACAAAGGUUAUACCGGUGGCCCAUGUUAUCAUCCGCCUGGAAGACCUGUCCCUCCGCCCCCAGGAUAUUGUUGUGGACAAUGCUAUGAAGGCUCUACGGGGGGCCCAUGUUAUCAUUCGCAUGGAAGACCGGUCCCUCCGCCCCCAGGAUAUUGUUGCGGAGAUUGCUACGAAGGCUCUACGGGGGGCCCAUGUUAUCAAUUGUAUGGAAGACCGGUCCCUCCGCCCCCGUGUUACGAUUACUAUGGGCCUGGGCCUGGGCCGUAUGGCUACCGAAGGGGCUAUCGUGUGAGCAGAUGUGAUGAGUACUUCAAUGAAGAAAAUGCCACAGGAUGCUCAAUUAUGUAAGGUGGCUGGCAGCUUGAUUGCUUUGGGUGAUUAUCUGGGCUUAUCAAUGUAUCAUUUGAUUGGGCUCCUCUUAAUAUGGUUGUCUUUUUCUUUACAGGUAGCCUUUUAUCAUCUUUGCUUUUUCUUUUGUCAAAUAGAAUAAAAGUCUUUAACCCUGUUUGGUAAAGCUUUGAUUAAUAAAUGCCAUUUUUCAACAUUA